GCAGCACCGUGGAGGACAACGUGCACUCAUCCAGUCUAUGAGGUGUGUGUCAGUGACAAACAAACAGGGACAACGCGCGGACACACUGCUGUAUUUACAUGCGUUCAUCCAGACAGAGGCGAACGAAACAAGGGAGCUCUAACAGGAUUAUUUCAUGUCUGCUUAAAUGUGUGUUGGAGGUUUUGUGGAUAUAGAAGUGGAGUGCUUUUGGAGAUUUUGGCUCACUGUGACUGGGCUGUGACUUCUGCCUGCAGUAUUGCAUGUUUCCUGAGAUGGAAUAAUCUGAAUUUUCAUUCACCAAAGGGAUUAUUGAUCAACUUUUCUCGCUCUCCAUGGUGCUUGAAGGCAGGGAGAUGGAUGGGAUCGGGAACACCAUGCAGAAGAAAGCAGCGGAGCUGGAGAGGCUGGCUGAGGUGCUCGUCACCGGUGAACAGCUCAGGUAGGUCGGCUGAGGAUCCUCGCUGUACCGCGGUUUGCAGCGGAUCCUAUGUGGGGCACAAUUUUCAUCAUCAUCUGCAAAGUGAUCCCCGAAUGCUGCGGCUCCAUGAGGGGAAGGUGAUCAAGGACCGACGGCACCACCUGCGAACUUACCCUAACUGCUUUGUGGCAAAGGAGCUCAUUGAUUGGUUGAUUGAACACAAGGAAGCCUCAGAUCGAGAUACAGCCAUUAAGAUUAUGCAAAAACUUCUGGAUCAGAGCAUUAUUCACCACGUGUGUGACGAGCACCGGGAGUUCAAAGACAUGAAGCUGUUCUACCGUUUCCGCAAAGAUGACGGGACGUUCCCGCUGGACAGUGAAGCUAAAGUCUUCAUGAGGGGGCAGAGACUCUAUGAAAAGUUGAUGAACACAGAGAACAAUCUACUACAAACCAGAGAAGAAGAGGGCGGGACGUUUGAGCGGACGCUGGUGGCCUCUGAGUUCAUUGACUGGCUGCUGCAGGAAGGAGAGAUGCCGACCAGAGAGGAGGCAGAGCAGCUGGGACGGAGACUUCUUGAACAUGGCAUCAUCCAGCACGUUACCAACAAGCAUCACUUUGUGGACGGGCCCCUCCUUUUUCAGUUCAGGAUGAAUUUCCGGCGUCGGCGGCGACUGAUUGAACUCCUUCAUGAGCGUGGACGCAGCAUCCCUGAGACCCACGACAGCCCAUUCUGUCUCCGUAAACAGAACUCAGAUGGAGGAAACACCAGCUUCCUCUCAGUGAGUCCAACUAAAGAGAUAAAGGUGGCCGUGGGGGUUCGACGAAGCAGCAUGAGCAGCAGCUGUGGCAGCAGUGGUUACUACAGCAGCAGUCCAACACUCAGCAGCAGCCCACCUGUGUUGUGCAACCCAAAGUCUGUUCUCAAAAGACAAGUGAGUCCAGAGGAGCUGCAGACACCGGGAGGACCUUUCCUAAAGAAGACAUUCACUAUCAUGGGGGAUGCUGUGGGCUGGGGCUUUGUAGUGCGAGGAAGUAAACCCUGUCACAUCCAGGCCGUGGACCCUGGUGGACCCGCAGCAGCUGCUGGCAUGAAGGUGUGUCAGUUUGUGGUGUCAGUGAAUGGGCUGAACGUCCUCUCUCAGGACUACAGGACCGUCAGCAACCUAAUCCUAACCGGGCCCCGGACGAUCGUCAUGGAGGUGAUGGAGGAGGUGUAAGAGCGAGGAGAGCAAAGACAGAUUCCCUCAUAGACGAGUAGUGCAGUAAUAUUGACUGUGGAGACUACAAGGUUUGACCUCAAAACCACAGUGACAGAGCGAUGUGACGACUUGAGCCGCUCUGUUCAGUCUUUGUUUGGACAAGGUGGAUGACUGAGCAUGUUUUAAGAAUGUGGGUUUUCGAGUCAAGUCAAUGAUUCAACCUGUGGACAAAACACAGGUUGUACUUGAUUUUCUUUCAAGUUCAAGAGCCACCACCUUCUCUGCAGACAGUGACCAGAGUGCUUCUGUCUGCCCCAAACCACUUUAAAUUAUGAGACGAACCCAGAGUUUAUGUCCCUGUUUUGGUUAAUUUCUGAACCACAACUUUAUUCAGAAUCUGUUCUGCUUUAACGGGCAACAAAGAAUGGGGAAUAAUGUUUUUAUUUUCUAUUACAUAAAGGAGACAAACUGUGCUGUGACUAAGAGAAAGGAUAUCUCAUGCUAACACAUUCAGUGACCUCUCCCCCACUUACUAACGACCCUUGGGCUGAGGCUGCUGGUGGCUCAACACUGCCCUCUGCUGGUAGAGACAGCCAGACACAAAAGGAGGGAAAUGCUAAAAUCAACAGUCGUGCUAAAUAGAAUAAAAUUUACCCAUGUUGUGUAAAAAGAUAAAAAAGACUAAACUUUAGAGGUAGGUUUACAGUAUAUGUAGCUGCUAAGAUUUAGAUUAAUUUACAGAAAAUUGCUAUACAGUGAUUUGCUGUAAGUGAGCUGAAAAGGCACAAUGUAUAUAGAGAAGUUACUUAAAAAGACUUUAUGCACAAACCCAGGAAAAUGUUGUGUUUAUGGGCUGAAGUCUGAUUUGAGUUCCUUUUAAACAACGACAGUACUGAGAACAUCAUGGAGACUUUUUACAAAAAAAGUUUUAACAAUGAUUUACAUCCCCUGAUUGUAGCAGCAUUUUUAUUUUUAAUUUCUUUUUUAAGUUGAGGUUUCUUUUGUGAAGCUUAAACAAGAUAAAAUUGACACUAUGUCAUAAUUUUUAAACUUUUUUUUUUUAAAAGUAUAUUACACCUAAUAUUUAUGGUUGAGAUUCCCUAAAAUACUACCAAAAUUAGGUCUUGUUUCACAAAUGUGCUUAUUUGCCAAAAUAUGAAAAUCAAAAGUUAAUACAUACAUACAUGCCAAAAAAGUCUUAAAAAGUGUAAUUUAUCUCCAAUUUAAUGAAGCAGCAGCUGUAAAGCUGUUAAAACAUUUGAGUUUCCAUAAAAAUAUCAAAAUUUUUAAAAGUGAUUCUCUUGAAAAAAAAAAAAUAUAUAUUUUAAGAGUAAUAAAGAUCUACUCAGUGAUUCUAGUGUGAUAAGCCUUUAGUCAAAAUCAGAAUUUAGACUGGUGAUAUAGCUAUGAAGCUGUUAUUAUUUGUUUAAACUUUUAUGACCCAACUAAACUAAAUCAGCAUCCCAAAACCAUUUCUCAUUACAUAUUUAAUUUGAAAUAAGUCCAACAGGGUUCAGUGUUAGGAAAGGAUGGGAACACUUUAUUUUAGCCAGCCCUAAUUAGCUAGUAAUUGUAUAGUAAUGAGUGAUAAUUAUUUUAUAACUCCUUCAAAAUAAGGUUUUAAUUACCUUGUAAUAAGUUGGGAUUUUAAUAACUGAGCAACAUGGUAUAUUAAGGAAUUAGUUACGUGGUAAUAAUGUAUUAAUUAUCAAAUAAUUCCUCAUAAUGUUCUAGCAGCUCGUUGGUAGUUACGUGAUAUUUCACCCUAAACCAAACCCUGUAACCCUUACACUAACCCCUUGACCAACCCUAUCCCCCUAACCCUAAUCUUAACCCCCAAAAUUACUUGAAAAUUAUUCAGGAAGGACUCACUUUAACUUAGUGAGCCAAAAUAAAGACGUAAUCUAGAAACUAUCAAACAACUGAUAUAGAAAGUUAUCAUCUUAUUUCUUAGAAAUUACUGGGUACAAUAUUAUGAAUUAGGGGGUUAGGGUAAAAUACCACCUAAUUACCAGAGAAUUUUGAGGAAUUACUUGAUAAUUAAUACAUAACUACAAGGUAAAUACUUCCUUGACAUUACCGAAAUAUUACUUAGAAAAAUUCUAACUUCUUACUAGAUAACUACCAAAUUAUUUGGGAGAAAUUACUUGAUCUUUACCACUUAAUACUAUAAAAUUACUAGUUGAAUAAUGGCCAUCUACAGAAGUGCUACCUAACAGUCCUAACUUUGUGAAUGUUUCUAUAUCACUUUAUAAUAACUUUCAAGCAUUACUAAAGCAAUAGUAAAGCAUUAGUAGGUACUUAACUCAUCAUUUAUAAAGCAUUAUUUAUUCUUUAUAUGCCAUAAAUGCUUAUUUGAUGCACUCGUAUAGCAUCAAAGUACUUAUAGCUGAUUUUUAAAUGACAUAGAAACAAGAUAAAAUGCUUUAUAAAUGCUAAUUUAAAUAUUUACUAAUUCUUUGCUAAUGCAUCAGAAAAGCAUUUAUAAUUGUUUUCAUAAAUGACCUAUAAGUUAGUAAAUAAUAUUUCAUAAUUUCUGAGGUAUUUACUAAUGCUUUUGUAAUUCUUUACUUAUGUAUUAUGAAUGCUUUAAUUGUGUGGUUAUUAUCAAGUGUUACCAUUUUUUUCAAACAGCCCUGUAAAUGGACCGGGAUGGGGGAAAGCAAGUGGAAAGGACAGGCUUCUUCUACCAAUGUGCAUAAUUUUUAUGAGGUAAAGUAGCAAAUAUGGCAGAGAAAAAUCUAAAGUGGCACGGCCAGAAAAUUCAUGAAAAUGUGAUCACAGUGCAUUAACGUGUGAAAGCAGGAGAAACCUGUCAAUCUUGAGCUCUGCACCAGCUACUAGUCCUGUUGUUAGUGCUUUUUCCUUGAGAGGAACACAUCCAAUGUUUAUUUAUUUGGCUUUUUAGUUCUUAUACAGUAUCAACAGUCUCUUUACUGAAUGACUGACUAAUCUUUAGAGCAGGCUUUGAUGUCAAAGGGGAGAUAUUUUACCCUUUUAAGACAAGUUGAUAUUGUUCUCAGAGGUCCCCAAAACAUGCCUGUGAGAUUUAUUGCUGAAAAAACACUCUAGUAUUGGAUAUUUGCAUGUCUAAAAAGCCCUCUGUUUCAGCCCUUAUCAGAACGAGCCGUUUCUGUGGCUGUGGCUUUAAAUAUUAAUGAGCUGUCUGACUCCACCCAUGACCACACCCCUCUCAGGACAUGUACGUGGUACUCCUAAAGUUAAAAUGUUACAGACACUUUUAUCCAAAGUGAAGGACCUGACUGGGAUUCGAACCAUCAUUCUCUCUGUCCAAAGUGAGCAGGGUAACCCACUGAGCUAUCCAGCAUCUCAGCUGGCAGCUUAGAGGGAGAUCACGAGAGGAGAGUGGAACUGGGCAGGGCCAACCAAACCUGGGGUGGGUGCUUACUCCACAGGAGGUCAUGAGGGGAAAAUCUGAGAAGGGCUUGUUUCACCACACAUUUUCUGAAAGGUGGAAGAAGAGAGGGUGGAAGGGAGUGGAUUUUUCUGGUAUUUGAGGGGAUUGUGGACAGGCCAGGGGUACAGAUUGUUGUUAGAAAAGCCUGAAAAAGUAAUUUUUGCAUAAUAUGUCCCCUUUGAAUAAAUGGUUUUGUAGCCUUUAAAUUGAUAGCAGAAUUAUCUGUAUGUUUACAGACUGCAUCAUCAUGUGCUUAGACAUACUAGCAUGAGAAAAUCACAUUAAAAACUAUUUUAAAGAAGAGCAUGAAUAAAUGAUGUUCAUAGCACUCCAACAGUAACACUAAGUAUGUGUCAGUAAUCCAUCGUUGAUUCAUGAGUGAACUCUUGUUUUAUUGUCUAUUUCAGACAAAACUACACUGCCCGCUUCAUUGGAUGUGAACUUAGUUUGGUCCCAAAGUGAAAUAAUGAGUAAAAAUCUUUAAGUGAGGUGAAUUUUUCCUAUUCCAGGUGAACACAUAUUCAGGAAAUCAUCAUUGCCAAACAGUAGAAUAAACUGUAUGUUACAGUAAACUGCCUCUCAGUGAGUUUUCAGUGGACGUGUCUUUGGUGUUUCUCAGCGUGCUUCAGUGAUGUAAAACGCAUGAUUCCUGUAAAUCUGUGCUCCUUUAGUGUUAGCUGCUGAUCCAAAGCUUCUCCCGCUGGUGACAUGUAGGAUUGAGAUAUGUGAGAAAUCAUUUCAGAAGUAAAUCGAUUUGAGCCUUUAAAAGUCACUGUUUUCUCAAGCUCCUGUUUUUCAGAGACAUAUAACAGAACAAAGUGUGUAAAUAAGAAUUUUAUAAGAUUAAUGUGGAAUAUUUUGGAGUUUAUUAGACAUCUGUCAUGUUCUCUGGUUGACUCUGACGGACUUUCACAACAUUUCGACUUGUUGCUGAUUUCAAAAAUUGUCCUCUCAUGUUGUUGGAUGAUGCCAUAUUGUAAAGUUUACUUUUUAACUCUUGUUAAUCUGAAGUUUAUUGAUAUUUCCUUGGUUUGGUUUGCUGAGUUUGAAGAGGAUAAAAAUUGAGACUGUAGACAGGUAUUUGUAAUCCUUUCUUUAGUUUUUCCACACUUUGGGAUUUUUCCAUUCAGUGAAUAACAUGACUGUUUUGUAGAAAUACUAUGGUUGAAAUCUAGCGUCUGCAUUUGUUCUUUUUCUUCAAAUCAAACUUCAACUUCUGUACCUGCAGUUUUCCUUUUAUAUAUACAAUAUAAUUGUGUACAGAAGUGAUGUGGCUGACGGAUUUUUCAAAUAGUAGAGAAAGAAAUUGUCUGAAUGCAUUUUGGAAAUGGCAUAAAAGUUUAUUUGUGGACUUUGUGGAGAUAAAUACACAGAAGUGUUUCUAUGUGUUUAAGUUGGGUAAUCGACUGAAACGGGUUCUCUGACUGUUCAACUGAAAGCAUUUGCCUUAACACCUUGUUUUGCUGCUACUCCAACUCAUCUGAUCUCUUGUUCUUUUCCUUGUUCUGUUAGCUCUAAUCCUCUGUACAGAGCGUGCUCAUACUGUGUAAUCAUGUUGACAAUCAGUGUUUUAUGGACAUCACCUUCUAAAAGCACACACACAUCUCUAAAGCAAUGAUCUGACAGAAUGUACUUCAUCAUCAUCUCCCUCAUCCUGCUGUUCAUAUCCUCAACUUUACCUUUACUGAUAGACUCAGAGGUUUAAUUAAAGGGAUUCUCUGCUAAAUGCUUGCCUCAUGAGGCCAGGUGGAAUUGCCUGAAUAUGUUCAGCCGUUGCAGCUGUGUUGUUUUGUUUUGCCAUGAUCAGAGAUUGAAUGUUGUCCUAAUAUGCUCACAUUACUACGGGCUGUUUGCAGCUAAAUCUCAUUCUAAUGCUCUGAUAUAUUAAACAGCUGAUUAAAUGUUUAAUAAACAAACUGAUUCUA
Molecule: messenger RNA, 6960 nt
Organism: Cheilinus undulatus (humphead wrasse)
Lineage: Eukaryota; Metazoa; Chordata; Actinopteri; Labriformes; Labridae
Gene: deptor
Product: DEP domain containing MTOR-interacting protein
Exons: 10
Coding region: 358-1635 (425 amino acids)
Biological process (GO): negative regulation of TOR signaling; intracellular signal transduction
Molecular function (GO): protein binding
Source: RefSeq, a predicted model, not a curated record